AUGAGCAUUUUUGGAGACAUGUUGGAGGAAGAAAUGGAGGUAUUUAUGGAUGAUUUCUCCGUAGGUGGGGUUUCAUUUGAAGAGUGCCUAGUUAAUCUUGAGAAAUGUUUGGCUCGGUGUGUAAAGGUUAAUCUUGUCUUGAAUUGGGAGAAAUGCCAUUUCAUGGUGGAGGAAGGGAUAGUGCUUGGUUAUAAGAUCUCUCAUAAAGGAAUAGAGGUGGAUAAGGCCAAAAUUGAGGUUAUUGAUAAGCUUCCACCUCCGGUGAAUGUCAAGGGAGUGAGAUCAUUUUUGGGUCAUGCAGGUGUUUUGGGACAACGUGUGGACAAGAAGCUUUAUGUGAUUUACUAUAUGUCCAAGACACUAAAUGGGGCCCAAAAGAAUUACACAACAAUGGAAAAAGAAUUCUUGGCCAUUGUUCACUCUUUCGAGAAAUUCCGGUGUUAUUUGUUGGGUUCCAAGACCAUUGUCUUCACGGAUCAUGCGGCUCUCAAGUAUCUCUUUGCCAAGAAAGAGUCCAAGCCAAGGUUGAUUCGUUGGGUGCUUGAAUUACAAAAUUUUGAAAUAGAGAUUAGGGAUAAGAAGGGUGCGGAAAAUGUUGUGGCGGACCAUCUUUCUUACCUUGAGGGUGAUCAAAUUCAUGAUGAUGGUCUACCAAUUGAAGAUAGAAUGCUUGAUCAUGUCUUGUAUGCCAUUAAGGUUAAGGAUCUCCCAUGGUAUGCCGACUUGGUGAACUUUCUAGCAUGUGGGGAGUUUCCACCUUCUUUCUCCAAGAACCAAAAGAAGAAGCUUAAGAGGGAGGCAAGACAUUACUUGUGGGAUGAACCAAUCUUGUAUAAACGCGAGGUGGAUGGCUUGCUUUGGCGUUGUGUCCCAAAUGAAGAGGUGCCAAGUGUUCUAAAUAUGUGCCAUUCAGAUCCAAGUGGCGGUCAUAUGGGCGUUUCAAAAACCGCCACUAAGGUUCUUCAAUGUGGGGUUGAGGCCAUUGCCUCUCCUACUAAUGACCACAAAGUAGUGUUGAAGUUGUUCACUAAAAUCAUCUUCCCAAGGUUUGGCGUGCCUAAGGCUAUGAUAAGCGAUAACGGAUCUCAUUUUGUUCACAACGCCUUCCAAAAGAUGUUGAGGAAACAUGGAGUGCAUCAACGAUUCGGCCUCCCAUAUCAUCCUCAAUCGAGUGGCCAAGUCAAGGUCUCUAAUCGUCAAAUAAAGCUCAUUCUUGAGAAGACGGUUGCAAGGAAUAGAAAGGAUUGGUCGGACAAGUUAGAUGAUGCUCUUUGGGCAUAUAGGACGGCUUUCAAGACACCUAUUGAAAGUGCGGGGGAGAAAAGGUGGUUGGAUCUUCAUGAGCUAGAGGAGCUUAGACUUGAUGCUUAUGACUGUGCUAGCACCUACAAAGCUUGUUCCAAAGAAGCUCAUGAUAAGCUUAUUGAGAAGAAGGAGUUUUUUGUGGGUGAUAAAGUCCUCCUCUACCACUCGAGAAUGAAGUUAUUUCCCGGAAAGCUCAUGUCAAAAUGGAGUGGUCCUUUCUUGGUGAAAGAUGUUUUUGCUAAUGGCACCGUGGAGAUUUCUCCUUUGGAUUCCUCAUCUUCUUUCUUGGUUAACGGUCAUCGGCUUAAAAAUAUUUUGAUGGAGUGUUUGUUGGUCUUAUUCAUAAAAAUGAUUCUUUUCAAACCACCUUGA
Messenger RNA from Chenopodium quinoa (quinoa), 1677 nucleotides. RefSeq lists its product as uncharacterized. Bases 1 to 1677 code for a protein of 558 amino acids. The record is from RefSeq and is a predicted model, not a curated record. Gene Ontology annotation, biological process: DNA integration. NCBI's taxonomy places the organism in Eukaryota, Viridiplantae, Streptophyta, Magnoliopsida, Caryophyllales, Amaranthaceae. Gene Ontology annotation, molecular function: nucleic acid binding. The transcript has 4 exons.